Messenger RNA from Branchiostoma floridae (Florida lancelet), 2778 nucleotides. RefSeq names its product tripartite motif-containing protein 2-like. Bases 477 to 2618 code for a protein of 713 amino acids. The transcript has a single exon. Gene Ontology annotation, molecular function: ubiquitin-protein transferase activity; zinc ion binding; protein binding. Gene Ontology annotation, cellular component: chromatin; nucleoplasm. Gene Ontology annotation, biological process: positive regulation of DNA-templated transcription. Lineage: Eukaryota; Metazoa; Chordata; Leptocardii; Amphioxiformes; Branchiostomatidae. The record is from RefSeq and is a predicted model, not a curated record.
GCCUGCUAUGGAGGCUAUACACAGACCCCUACAAAAACAAUACCCUGGUCUGCCGGAGGUGAAUCUCCUGCAAGGACGUAACAACGACCCCAUGCCUGGCGGCUAGGUCGCCAUGGUAACAAGAUUAGCCAAACAUGGCGAUGGGUUUGACGACGCCCAUAGGCUAAGGCUUGUUUCUGCACGGACGGGCAUUUAACGUUGAUAUUCUGGUUGAACAGCCUAUCUACCAAUGUGCCUGUAGAUACACACGACUUGUUUGGCAAGGAAGAAAGACACUUGAUUCUAGAAGAAUCCUACAACUAGCUUGUGUCCAGUCGUUACCUGUUAACAAGGCGGUUGCACAUUUGUCGGUGUUGAGGUAUUGUCCCUAUCGGUGCGAGGUGAAGAUUUUGUAAGCGAGGGGUUGCAACUAUCAGUGGCGUUGGUCUACGUUAAUAUACAUUGCUGUGACGUCAUCAAGAGCAACGACCGUCAGAAUGGCUACGAGUACUUUUCGCGACAUUCACGACGAAUUUCUGGUGUGUAAAGUUUGCUUGGGUGAGUUCCAACAGCCUAAGAUGCUGCCGUGUCUUCACACAUUCUGCCAGGCGUGUUUGGAGAGAAUCUUGGAACAAAGACCAGCCUUAAGCCUGUCUUGUCCGAUCUGUAGACAGAGAGUGCCCCUCCCACAAAAUGGCGUCCAAGGUCUCAAGAACAACUUCGUCGUUGUAAAACUGCGUGAUCUCGUCCAAAGCCCGUCAAAAGGUAGGAGUGAGUACACGGUAAGGGAAGAUGACUCCGUCCCAUGCACCGCUUGUGAUUCGGGUACGUAUCUUGCGCGGUGUUACUGCGUUCAGUGUAAGGAUUACCUAUGUCACGUAUGCACAGACGCUCAUCGACGUGUGAAGACAGCACGCUCGCAUAAAGUAGUACCGAUCCACGAGCUCAGAUCGGCCGCAAUCGCCUCCGAACUCCGAGCAAUCGAAACCUCGAAGUGCGAGAGUCACAACGAAGUCAACAAGUUCUACUGCGACACCUGUCGACUCGUCAUAUGUUUGCACUGCAUCGUGACGCAACACAAAGACCACAGGUAUGUGGAGAUACAGAAAGCGGCGGACAGGGAACGGGCACACAUCGAGGAAAAACUGUCCCAAGUUGUAAAAGCCGUAGACACGCACGAAAAGAAGCUUACAGAGUUGAUGUCAGUGAAAGACUCUUUGUCCACCCAGCUUCAAGAGACUCUAGAAGAGAUAGAUACACGCACACGGACAAUCGUGCAAGCAGCAAUGAAAGUCAAAGACGCUCAAAUCUCACAACUUCUUGCCGUACAGUCUAGCCGGGAAGACUAUGUAGAAGCCCUUAUAGAAGCAACAGAGAUGGACCUUGCUUUAGCUAAGAGUUAUACACAGUUUACUACCAACGUUCUAGGUUAUGGUAGCCCAGCAGAGGUGUGUUCCGUAGCAGGGGACUUGAAAGGAUGGUUAGUGCAGAGUACGGAUCAACAGGUCCCGUCGGAAGCCGAACUGACCAAUCACUUCGCGAAGUUCCGGUACGAUCUACCAAUCAACAUCGAGCAGGAAGUGACGAAACUCGUGGACGGAAGUAGACAGUGGCCGAUGAUUUCUCCCUCGCAGCCGAAGGUUCGGUUUAAACAAGCAACCAGUGACCAGAAAAGCGCGCAAAUUGCAACAGGUAAAGGAAUGAAAGGACAGAAAACAGAUAUUGGUGAUGUACAACAAAAAGGUAGCAAAGUUGUCCGUGGAUAUCAGCAAAGGAACACGCAAGUCUCGCAACUAUCGCAAGUUCGGCCUACCCAAUCUCUAAGAGGACCACAUCUUCUUCAAGCAGUUGGAAAGAACGGAGACGGAGACGGGGAGUUUGACUUCCCUACGUCCCUCUCGGCCACCGUAGACAGGGACAUCAUUGUGGCUGAUCACGACAACAACCGUCUGCAGAUCCUAGACAAAGAUGGCGUCUUCAGAAGGAAGAUAGACUUAAGAUUUUCUCCUUGGUGCGUAGCGGCUUUAACAAACGGUGACAUGUUGGUUACAGGUGAUAGACACAGAAUCCACGUUCUGGACAGACAGGGGAGGGAAGCACGUGUUAUACAGGUAGAGGGGGCGGUGGAGAGCGAUGAAAACACGCUAGGGGUCGCUGUUGACGGGUUAGGAAGGAUCAUCGUAACCAUCGGGUACCAAGUGUUCGUGCUUCGAUCGAGCGGAGAAACGAUUUCACACUUCGGAGAGAAAGGCGGGGGGCGCCACCAGCUUCAGUCCGAACUCAGGGUUGCAACAAACAGUCUAAACCAUAUUGUUGUCAGUGAUUAUGUCAACCACAACGUGAAGAUUUUCGAUCCAGCGGGCCGCCAUCUUCGCACGUGCGGGGCAUUCGGCUCGGGGGACGGCCAGCUCAACCGCCCCGAGUGCGUCAUCACUGACGUCAACGAUGACGUCAUCGUAGCGGAUUGUCGCAACAACGGGGUUUCACAGUUUAGACAGGACGGGUCCUUCGUGAGGCACAUCGUGACCAGGGGAACUCUGCUCCGACCAAUGGGACUGACCAUAACACACGACGGGCGGGUUGUAGUUUGUGAUCGCCAGUAUGACAGAGGGUGUAUCAAGAUCUUCUCUCUUCACUGAUGCAUCUUUUAAGUGUGUCGGAUAGUAGUCGGGAAGUCGAGUUAUAGCAGGUGACCGUACGGGAAAGUAACGCAUAAAUUAUCAUACUUUCCGUCAAAAAGAAACAAUGGAAUCUUGCAGAUGGACAAUGGAAUUUAAGUAAGGCUUAAGCUGAUACUAG